UUCUCAUGAACUGAAGUCUGUGGAGGCCCACUGCCGCUCCUUAAGUAGCAAGUUCAGGUUUUGUGGUGGAAUAUUAACUUUAAAUCGGGUAUAAGAGCAUAAAUGAUCGAGGUUUUACAUUCGUGCCCUCAGAGAAGAGAGCAGAGCGGAGUGGGACGGACUUGGAUGUGAGUCAGGAGCUCCCGAUGCAGCAGUAGCUAAAGAUUCAAAUUCUCACCAGCAACAUGACAAAGAAAUUGUGUGGGACCAACUAUCCAACCAGCAUCUGCUUCAUAGUAGUGAAUGAGUUCUGUGAACGCUUCUCUUACUAUGGCAUGAAAGCGGUGCUGACCCUCUAUUUCCUCACCUACCUCCACUGGGACAAAGACCUCUCCACUGCUGUCUACCAUGCCUUCAGCGGUCUCUGCUAUUUCACACCCAUACUGGGAGCUCUCAUCGCUGACUCCUGGCUUGGAAAAUUCAAGACCAUCAUCUACCUUUCCAUUGUCUAUGUGAUCGGCCAUGUGGUCAAGUCGGUUGGGGCCAUUCCCACUGUGGGAAACAGCAAUGUGCACAUUACUCUGUCCAUGGUAGGUCUGAUACUCAUAGCCUUCGGGACCGGAGGAAUCAAACCCUGUGUGGCAGCAUUUGGAGGAGACCAAUUUGACGAGGAGCAUGUCAGUGAGAGGCAGAAAUUCUUCUCCAUUUUCUACAUGUCAAUCAAUGCUGGGAGCCUCUUGUCAACUGUGAUUACCCCCAUAUUGAGAGGUGAUGUGCAGUGUUUUGGUGGUGAUUGCUAUGCUCUGGCCUUUGGGGUUCCUGCAGCUCUGAUGAUUGUGGCUUUAGUUGUGUUCAUUGCUGGCAGCGGGCUAUACAAGAGGAAUCCUCCACAGGGAAACAUCCUGUUGGAAGUCUGCAACUGCAUUGGAUUUGCCAUCAAAAACCGCUGGAGGAGCACAAAGUAUGACCCUCAGAGGAAGCAUUGGUUGGACUGGGCUGAGGAGAAGUACUCGAAGCGUCUGAUCCAGGAGAUUAAGAUGGUGCUGCGGGUUUUGGUGCUUUACAUCCCACUUCCAAUGUUCUGGGCUCUGUUUGAUCAGCAGGGUUCCCGCUGGACGCUUCAAGCCACAAGGAUGAACAUGGCUUUUGGAGAGUCCUUCAUUAUUAAGCCAGACCAAAUGCAGAUGUUGAAUGCUCUGCUGAUCCUUGUCUUUGUGCCCAUCUUUGACCUCAUCAUAUAUCCGCUUGUUGGCCUCUGCAGAAUCAACAUCACGCCUCUAAGAAAAAUGGCCACAGGGAUGAUUUUUGCUGCACUGGCCUUUGGAGCAGCCACACUGGUGGAGGUGAAUGUUGUGAAAACAGUGGUAGAUCCGGCACCUGCAGAGCAGUGUCUCCUGCAGGCCUUGAACCUGGCAAGUGGUAAUGUUGAUGUGAAGAUCCCUGACAGCAAGCUGUUCCCAGAACCGAUCCAGUACCUUCAGGACCCUCCUAAAUAUGAAAGGGUUCUAUUGGGGGCAUCCAGCAAGAAUCUGACGAUUCAAGUCACCUUCAAUGGAACGACCUCAGAGUGUAACCAGACAUUUCAACAACAAAAGGCCUAUAGUCUCAUUUUCUACCAUGAAUCUACUAGAAUCAAGUGCAAACUUGUUGAUGAUGUCAUAAAGAAAAACGAAGAUGGGAAUCCUCUCCUGAGGUUCCUCAACGCAGAGCGAGAAGCAAUAAACCUAACUGUUGGAGAUGUGACUUUCCCCGUGCCCGCUGGUUACGCCAUGUCUGUGAACAAGACAGUAGAACGAGGAGAAUAUUCAGAUGUCAGUUGCACCCCACAGUCAGAGAAGUGCUCUCAUCUUAACCUGGGCCUGCUGGACUUUGGAGCUUCCUAUACCAUCAUACUCAUUGAUGAAUCAGGUAAAACUGUGGCUCAUAAGAUUGAGGAUGUGAAAGCCAACAACGUGCACAUUGCCUGGCAAAUCCCCCAGUACGUGCUCAUAACUGCUGGAGAGGUCAUGUUCUCCAUUACAGGCCUGGAGUUCUCCUACUCACAGGCCCCAGCCAACAUGAAGUCAGUCUUGCAGGCCGGCUGGCUGCUCACUGUCGCAUUUGGGAACGUGAUAGUGCUGAUUGUGGCUGAGGGGGCAGGACUUGAACAGUGGAAAGAGUUCCUGCUGUUUGCUGGCCUGCUGUUGGGCGUCUCUGUCAUCUUCUCCAUCAUGGCCUACUUCUACACCUAUGUUGACCCUGAUCAGCUGGACAAGAUUUACCGGGAGGAUUCAGGGAAGGAGGAAGAUGAUGAUGACAAUAUGAAGAAAAAAUCUAAUGACAUACACCUGAACAAAAUAGGGAAGAGCACCAGAUUAUAAUCAUGCCAUAUUGCAUAUGCCAUCAUCUUUGCUGUAGUGGAUUAGAUUUAGCUACAAAAGGUUAAGUAUUGGAUUAGUUUGACAAGCAGUAUAUCCAGCAUUUGUUUGUGACAUAAUUUUAAUAUAUUCUGUGAAACCUUUAACACUACACACACUACUACUAUAACACUACAUGAAAUAGUGUUUAAAAGAGGCAAAAUACAGUGUGAUUCCUCACACCAUGAUCAAUAGGUUUAUUUCAAAUGAAUGUCUUAUAUGCUGUAUAUAUUUGUCACAUAUUAACUCCAUGUCAAAUUCUAUAUUUUCUAUGAUGCUAAGUAAUACAACAGAACAUGUUGGAGAUAUAGAUAAAAUUACAUUGUGUUCCCAUAACAAUUUUAUACCAAUGGACAAUAAUUACUAGUGGUUAUGAGCCUAUAACUGAAAAUCCAGCAUAUGUAACAUUACUGCUAACCAUUUUCCUUAGCAUACUGUAAGUUUUCUGAUAUAAAGGGAGCUAUUAGAACACAGAAAUCAGUGAUAUGUAUAUUCAAUGCACAUAUUUUCUUUAUUUACUUUAUUGAUUCUUUAGUUGCAAACAGGGAUUGUUAUGAAAGCUUCUUGAGUCAACAAUUUAUAGUUGUAUCAGGCAGCAACAUUUUAGUGUAGGUAAGAGCCAAAUUCAUGUUCAGGUUUUUUAUUAUCUAUCUUCUGGUUUGAUUUUCUGAAAAAACAAAGCUUGUCAUCACCAAAACUCUGAUGUAAUAGAGUCAACAGGGUUUAUUACCAAGAAAACCAGUACUUUCAACUUCAUUGUCAUAAAGUACUUCAAAAUAACAACUGGAUGCUCAUUUUUACAUGUCACAGUUAAGAAAAGCACAGGUGUACAUAAUAAAAUUAUUGAUGCCUGAAUUCCA
This is a messenger RNA of Lates calcarifer (barramundi perch), 3235 nucleotides long. RefSeq names its product solute carrier family 15 member 2 (gene slc15a2). Gene Ontology annotation, biological process: oligopeptide transport; transmembrane transport. The record is from RefSeq and is a predicted model, not a curated record. Gene Ontology annotation, molecular function: dipeptide transmembrane transporter activity. Lineage: Eukaryota; Metazoa; Chordata; Actinopteri; Centropomidae. Gene Ontology annotation, cellular component: membrane.